AUGGCGGCUGAUCUAUACGAGCAAUCUUCGUCUCCUCUCUCCAAAUCUCCAUGGUCAUCUCACGUAGACGCCCCUCCUUCUUCUGCACCCGCCAUGGAAGAUAGCUCAUCGUCCAGUAUUUUGUUGGGGUCGUUAAUCCGUGAAGAAGGCCAUAUAUACUCGCUUGCGGCAUGCAAAGAUUUGUUGUAUACAGGAUCCGACAGCAAGAACAUUCGAGUAUGGAAGGACCACAAGGAAUUUUCCGGGUUCAAAUCGAAUAGUGGUCUGGUUAAAGCAAUUGUGAUUGCAGGAGAAAGAAUCCUGACGGGUCAUCAAGAUGGAAAGAUCCGGGUCUGGAAAGUCUCCGCCAAGGAUGAAACUCUGUACAAGCGAAUGACCACCAUGCCAACUCUAAGAAACUACAUCAAAUGCGCAACGAAACCCAGCAAUUACGUGGAAAGUCAGGACAAACGACAUCGCAGCAAGCUCUGGAUCAAGCACUACGACGCCAUCUCCUGCCUCGGCCUUACAGAAGAUUGCUCCCUCAUUUACUCUGCCUCUUGGGAUAAAACGUUCAAAGUGUGGCGAGCAGCAAACUACAAAUGCCUAGAAUCCGUAACCGCUCACGACGACGCCGUCAACGCUUUGGUUCUGGGAUUCGACGGAUUGGUGUUCACAGGUUCCGCCGACGGCACCGUGAAGGCAUGGCGGAGGGAGGUACAAGGAAAAGGAACAAAGCAUUCUUUUUCAAGUGUAUUGAUGAAGCAAGAGUGUGCGAUAACAGCAUUGGCAAUAAACCCAGAAGGGACCGUUCUGUAUUGUGGUUCGUCCGAUGGGUUGGUGAAUUUCUGGGAGUGGGACAGGAGUCUAUCUCACGGUGGAGUUUUGAGGGGCCAUAAAUUGGCGGUUCUGUGCUUAGCGACGGCACAGAAUCUCUUGUUCAGUGGGUCUGCUGAUAUGUCGGUUUGUGUGUGGAAAAGGUCGUUGAACGGAGAGCAUCACUGUAUGUCGAUUCUGAAUAGCCACACCGGUCCGGUGAAGUGUCUGGCGGUGGAGAAAGAUCACGAGGCUAUGUGCAACGAGCGAAGGUGGAUUCUGUACAGUGGGAGUUUGGACAAGUCAGUGAAGAUGUGGCGAGUUUCGGAGCAACCAUAUGGUCAACAGCAUCAAUCGCAUCGUAAUAGCACUGAAGUUUUCCCCAGAUCUUCGUCUCUGCGAAAAUUGGGAUCAAGAAGAUAUUGA
Molecule: messenger RNA, 1221 nt
Organism: Neltuma alba
Lineage: Eukaryota; Viridiplantae; Streptophyta; Magnoliopsida; Fabales; Fabaceae
Product: protein JINGUBANG-like
Exons: 1
Coding region: 1-1221 (406 amino acids)
Molecular function (GO): protein binding
Source: RefSeq, a predicted model, not a curated record